Fomitopsis serialis is the source of this 1398-nucleotide messenger RNA. RefSeq names its product cell adhesion protein byn-1. Bases 1 to 1398 code for a protein of 465 amino acids. Gene Ontology annotation, molecular function: snoRNA binding. The record is from RefSeq and is a predicted model, not a curated record. Gene Ontology annotation, biological process: rRNA processing. NCBI's taxonomy places the organism in Eukaryota, Fungi, Basidiomycota, Agaricomycetes, Polyporales, Fomitopsidaceae. Gene Ontology annotation, cellular component: preribosome, small subunit precursor; nucleolus; cytoplasm. The transcript has 7 exons.
AUGCCGCGAGCAGCAAAACCGACCGGAAAGUCGAGACACGAUCCUCUGCACGUACAGCUCGACGAGGAUGAGGUUUACGCAAAGUACGGACGGCUGUCUCGCCCAGGGAAGCGGACAACAUCAAAGGGGGCAGCGGACGAGGAUGAGGACGACAGAGGGGUGAUCCUGGACCCCAAGACCUCUAGGAAGAUCUUUGAACUUGCGAAGGACCAACAGGAAGAGGUUGGCACUUGGGAGGACGACGAGGACGAGGAGGCAGAGGCAGAACGGCCAAGCUUCACUACUCCCCGGACUCAAGACGUCGAUGAGGAUGAGGAGGACGACCUGGAUCGAUAUGAGCAAGACGAAUACGAAGAGGAAGUCGAGGAGAUUGAGGUAGAUGAGGGUGACCUGAAAACACUUGACGCACUUCUGCCCGCGAACGCCGGCGAGCGCAGAACAUUAGCUGACAUCAUCUUCGCAAAACUGGAUGAUAUGGAAUCUGGGAAGACAACCGUCAUCCGGAAAGUCGCACAAGACCCUGACCGGGCGCCAGAUCCUGCCGCCGGGCUCAACCCGAAAGUUGUCGAAUUAUACUCAAAAGUCGGCGUCGUACUAUCGCGAUAUAAAUCGGGGCCCCUCCCCAAGCCCUUCAAAAUUAUACCCUCCCUCCCCGCCUGGGCGCGCAUGCUUGCGCUCACGAAGCCAGAGGAGUGGACGCCCCAGGCAUGCCACGCCGCGACGCGGAUCUUUGUCUCGCAGAUGAAGCCGCCACAGGCCCGCGUCUUCCUCGAGGGAGUGCUCCUCGACGCGAUACGGGAAGACAUCCGCUUGACGCGCGAGGGCGCGCGGAAGAACAAAAAUCACCGGAAGCUGAACGUGCAUUAUUAUGAAGCCAUGAGGCGGGCGCUGUACAAGCCCGCGGCGUUCUUCAAGGGAAUUGUGUUCCCUCUUCUGGGUUCAGGGUGCACCCUCCAAGAAGCCGCGAUCGUCGCCUCCGUGCUCGCCAAGGUCAAGGUGCCGCUCAUGCACUCGGCCGCGGCGCUCAUUCGGCUCGCAAACAUGGACUACUCCGGGCCAAACUCGCUGUUCAUACGCGUGCUGCUCGACAAGAAGCACGCGCUGCCGUUCAAGGUCGUCGACGCGCUUGUCUUCCACUUCAUCCGCCUUUCGAACACGUACAAGGCGCGGCGCGGGGGCGAUGUGGAGACGCUCCCCGUGCUGUGGCACCAGUCGCUGCUCGUGUUUUGUCAGCGAUACGCGUCGGAUCUGACGCCUGACCAGAAGGAUGCGUUGCUCGACGUCGCGCGGGUGACCUCUCACCCACAAAUCAGCCCCGAGAUCCGCAGAGAGCUGGUGAACUCGGUUGCGAGAGGAGAUCUACGGCCGGAUGCCGAUGGAGACGUCUCUAUGAGUUGA